AUGCCUUACACUCCGCCCUCAAAUCCGUCGCCCGCAUCCUCGAGGAACAGCAGUCCUAUUCUCAGUCGCAACCAUUCCUACAUCGACCAGACUGCCCUUUCGCCUGCCUCCUCUCAGCGGCCAGCCCUGCCUCGCUCUGUCUCGUCCACGUCCUAUCUGCACAAGUCCCGGCGUUCGCCUUCGCUUUCAAGUGUCGACAACAACACGGCUGCAAAUGGCCAAAUGACAAACGGUAGCGUACUCAUGAUGGCCGACACCAGCCGCGCCCGUGGCCACUCCAAAAAUGGUAGCCUCCGCCCGUCUCCUCUCGCUGUGAACCAUCUUCUGAUUCCUCCAGGUGCGAUCACGACUCCUCCUGAAUCCGACGACGACGAGCGUGGCCGUAACAUUGGCAACCUACAGGAGCUGCAAGAAGCGCUGCAGCACAUCAAUGUCAAACGGAUGCCUUCGCCGCAACGAGUCGAAGCCAACUCUACGCCCAAGAGCACGACGCUUCCCAUGACGGCUGCACGCUCACUUUCCGCAGAGGCUCGCAAGAUUUCCCACUCGCGCUCGUCAAGCGAGAUUACCCUCUCCCAACACAUGAUCCACCCUCUCAUCACAGACCCAGUCAUUAGCUCAUCCGAUGGCAGCGAUGCCGAGGAUGACGAGUUGCGGAUAAAACCGCCGCUACUGCGCAAGAAGUCGGGUGAGCUGGUAAAGCCUGCUCUCAGGCCUCCGUCGCGCCGACGACCCUCGAGCAUGCCUGGUACGCCAACUUACUCGAAAGCGGUGCACUUCAACGAGGACAUCGAACAGGUCCGCCACUUUCUCAUGGUUGACAGACCGAUUGCUGUCAGUGCAGGCUCGUCACCAGUCGAGACUUACGACAGUGAGACCGAGUAUCCUUUCAGUGAGGACUCCCGCACAAAGACACCCGAGUGGGAGAUCAAGCUCACCAACUUCCCGACAACCGAUACGCAUGAGCGGCAAAGUGCACCAGUCCGCGUAGAGCGCAUCUUCCUUGCCUCUGAUAACCAGACGUUGGUUGGCAACAUUGCGUGCGCCAACAUCUCGUUCCACAAGUACGUUGUAGCUCGCUUCACGCUCGACUACUGGAAGACCACGUCGGAGGUGGUUGCCGAGUUCAAUCACGAUGUUCGCAAGAAGCAAAAGGAGGACGGCUACGACCGCUUCAACUUCAACAUCAAGUUGGCUGACCAAGCCAACCUGGAAUCGAAGACGUUGCUACUGUGCGUUCGGUAUACAGUCAACGGCCAAGAGUUCUGGGAUAACAACAACUCAAUGAACUACCAGGUCGACUUCUUGAAGAAGGUCAAGCCGCGUGAGAGCAAGCGCUCGAACAGUGGCCUCGGCGCGAUUCCCCGCAGCAGACACUCACCUCUUGCAGCCCGGCCGCGUUCUAUGCCAGCUGCUUCGAUCGACGAUGACUUUGGUCAUGAGUUUGAGAACAAGUUCCAGUUUGGCAGCGGUCGUGGCAUUAUCCACGGCGACUCACCCAAUUCAUCGAUCAAGCUCAAGCCCAGGAGUAAGCGUGGAAGCCUUUUCCCGGAUCAGGCACCUCGCACCUCGCAGGUUGCUCAGGCUUUUGCCUCGCGCUACGACUUCGGGGCUUCACUCACGGCUGCGUUGUCUACUGCCCAAACCACCCUUGGCGAACGCAGUGGACUCAAGGUCAACACCUCAGACGUGGGCAAGAAAGGCUACUUUGACCACCCAGCUCCCGCUCCCAAGGCACGCACCACGGCUGGUACGCCUGUCCCUGGUACGCGGCCCGACUCCCUGUCGCUUGAGAAGCCCGGCCUACAGUCUGCCGAGUAUAACGAGUUAAUCCAGAAGUUUUGUUUUUUUGGCACACCUACCGGCAAAAUUUCUCCGCUCGCUGCUACACCUGCGACCUCGAACGUGCAAAGCGACGGAGCCAUGGAUUACAUGAUGAACAACAGCUCUGGGAGCAACCAGUCAUCUGCCACUAGCAGCCCCCCUUCCCCUGCCAUGCCUCUCUUGGUCGAUGGCGCCAACGAUAUGAUGUAUUCCCGGAGCGCUUCCCCUUUCUUAUCCCGCUCAAACUCACCCGGCCCCGUUACUGGGACUGGUCCCGAGGACCAUAUGACCUCUCAGUACCAGCAUGGAUACAAGCUGGGAGGUGGCAUGUUCUACGAGCGCAGCCACACCCCGACAGCAUGCGUCUAA
Cucurbitaria berberidis CBS 394.84 is the source of this 2193-nucleotide messenger RNA. RefSeq names its product carbohydrate-binding module family 21 protein. Bases 1 to 2193 code for a protein of 730 amino acids. Gene Ontology annotation, cellular component: protein phosphatase type 1 complex. Gene Ontology annotation, molecular function: glycogen binding; protein phosphatase 1 binding. Gene Ontology annotation, biological process: regulation of glycogen biosynthetic process. The transcript has 2 exons. The record is from RefSeq and is a predicted model, not a curated record. NCBI's taxonomy places the organism in Eukaryota, Fungi, Ascomycota, Dothideomycetes, Pleosporales, Cucurbitariaceae.